AUGACAGACAUGUCAGUGUCUAAAUCUAGUGUUACACCUCCAACCAAACUUCAACUAGCCCUAGCAUUGGCUGUUGUGAAGGGAAAGCCACCAGGCCAAGGCGUUAAAGAAUACAUUUUGCAGAUUCGACAGUUCAUCAAAAAGAAAGAUUUGGGCCAAGUUGGUGCCACAGACAAGUUCUUCGACAGCGUCUCCUUCUGGCAACAAGCAUACGAACGAUCUGAGGCAGGACAGAGCAGGUUACAAGAUCAAGUCCACGAGCUUAACCAGCGUAUUGAGGGCCUUGUUGCAAAACUGCGUGUCAGAGCCACUGCAAAUGACAAUGAAACCUUGCCGGCAAACAAACGCAAGGCGCCUGCUGUUGGCAAGAAUGGGAAUAGCUCGAACAUGGCAAGAAAACGCACCAAGCUACCUAAAAGUAUGCAGAAAAGCAUCCCAUUGGUGGAUGAUUCAGAUGAUUCAGGAGAAGAAGAUGUUUUGUGCCUCAACAGACAGCUGCAUAUCGCGCAAAAGGCCUUGCAAAGAAAAACAACUAGCAGCUCCGAGGCCAAUUCUCUGGCUGUGGAUGUAGUCAUCCUCUGCAAAUCUGCAGAGCAGAGACUGAUUCGAACUAUCCAGAACGAGAGCAAUAUGACGGAGCAGAAAUCCCAAACGGAGCAGGCCAAUAUGCCGAAGAUAGAAGCUGUUAUGAAUGCUGUGACAAUUGCUUUUCAUCUCACACACAAAGCAUUGCACAAAAUAGCUGGGGCUGAUAAUUGCACACAACACCAAUCUCAGGUCAUCUACUACCUAGUAGGUCUGUUCGAAUCAACCAUGACAGCACUCACUCUGUAUUGUACUGCAAUGUCCAAGCAAAAACAAGUCACUAGAAACAGCAAAUCGGGCGGAGGCCGAAAGUCUGUCACGCAACCUGAUGCACAAAACAAACGUACAAAAGAGAAGAGCUCAUCUAUCAAGAAUGAGGUAUCCUCUCGCCUCGCGGACCUCCUCUGCACGAUGGCACUCUCCCUCAAUCUAGCUCGCGCCGAAGACCAAGAAGUAAUGGAAGGGUUUCUCUUCCUUGUCAUCAAUCGCAUGGGCAAAAUGCUAGCUCUCCACGUUUUCCAUGAUCUGCGACUGCCAAUGGGGAUCUGCCCUGGGAUGACAUUCCCAGAAGGGCUUGAAGCAAUGACUGACGAGGGUCUUAUGCCAAAGGAGGCACAACUCGAAGCGAAGUAUCUCGUUCGGCUUCUUGACAGAAUGCUUAAUGCCGAAUCCCUUCAAUCGCCCCUCGAGACAUCACCUGCUCGUCAAUUUAUUGCAAACUCGAAAGAUCGUCUGCAAAAGACUCUCCUCCGGGCUGUGUUUGGAAGCGAUGAUCGUCUGUUUCGGGAAGAUCUGCGACGUCCGCAUACUCCGCCUCCUCAGGUACUUGAUGGCGAACAGACGGAUCAGGAUAAGUUUGCGGAUUGGCUUACUCAGGAACUGUGGCGACUUGUUGGUUGGGAUGUGUUGAGGACUGCGUUUGGUCCAACCUAG
Messenger RNA from Penicillium griseofulvum, 1518 nucleotides. RefSeq lists its product as uncharacterized. Lineage: Eukaryota; Fungi; Ascomycota; Eurotiomycetes; Eurotiales; Aspergillaceae. The record is from RefSeq and is a predicted model, not a curated record. Bases 1 to 1518 code for a protein of 505 amino acids. The transcript is spliced from 3 exons.